UUUCUCUGUGUGCCCAUGCGCGUGUGUGUCUCUGUGGCUCCUCUCUCUGCUUAUGUGCCUGUAUAUGUGUCUCCGGUUCUGUGUCUUAUCUCUCUCUUAAAUCUAGCAGCCUUUGGAAGAACGCAAUCAACCAGGUUGCCAUCAUGAUAUCGAACGUGGUGUCCCGUGUCGUGUCACGUGUUAGCCACCUGGGCUUGCGAGCGCGAGACGCACGCGCCGUGGCCACGGACCUCGUGACCAAGUACUGCUUCCACGUGACCGGAGCACGAGCUGCCAGGACUGGGAUGGGAGUGUGCCGUCAAUGGGCACUGAGGCAGGGAGAUGCCGCCUUUAUUAUCAGCGAUGUCAACUCAGAGGAAUCGGUGCCAAACGCUUACCCCGAGGAUGGUGAGGAGGGUCUCCUGUACGACGCGCUCACCCCACUCACCUCGGUCACCGGCUCGGUGUCAAACAUCGCCCUGGAGGUGUGUGCAGGUGUGGAUUUAUGCUCCCUCGUACGCUCCCUGGAAAACUCCGGGGUUCAGGUUCUGGUUCAGCCCCGCGCCGCCUCGGCCACACACCCAGAUGUGCGCUAUGCCGUGGUGGCGUCGUGCGUGGGGGGCGUGCGUCACACGCUGCUCUCGCGCCCCCCUUCAGACUCCCCCACGGCCACCCUCCCCGGGUUUACCUUCACCCCCGAGUGGGCCCACAUACAGCGACCGGCUGGUGAGGACCACUUGAGCCACGUGGAUCACGUGACCUUGGCGUGUGCUCAUGGGUCAUCGCGUGAUGCCAUGGCCUGGUACACCACCCACCUGGGCUUCCAGAGAACGCCCAUCAACAAAGCGGACACGGAGCAAGGCGGGUUUGUGCUGGACGGCGGGGGCGUGGGGUUGAAAUUGAGGGCCAUCGACCUCGGAGUUGGGGCCGCGCAGGAGGAGCGCGUAUUCAAGAUGGUGUUGAGCGAGUCGCUGCCUGGACACGGCCCGAACCAGGUGGACGCGUUCUUGGAGACGCAGGGCGGCCCUGGUGUACAGCACGUGGGGCUGCACACGGCAGACAUUGCACGGUGCGCACGCGCGCUCAGCGACAGCGGCGUGGCCUUCUACAGCCCGCCCCCUGCCUACUACUCGCACCUGAGUGGAGUGGACUUCUCGGGCCUGGAAAUGGAUCCACUGAAAUCUCACGGCAUUCUCAUCGACUCCUCUGAACCCUACAACGACAACAACCACACCACCACCGCCACCACAAUGUCCUCCCAGUAUCUGCUGCAGGUAUUCUGUCUGCCACUGUUUGGGCCGGACUCGUGCUUUCUGGAGCUCAUCAGUCGCCACGGAAACCGCGGAUUCGGCGAGGGGAACAUCCGCGCGCUGUGGCGGUCGGUGGAGCUCUCCCGCACCUUGUCAACAUCGUCGGUUGCAGCCUCGUCAUCAACCACGGCUUAACGCAUGCUGGUGUUCCCAGCCGAUAUUGGGGUUCAUAAUUAAGUUUUGGUUUAGGGCACGGAAUGUUUGUGAGGGUAGAGUGGGUCGGGUGAACGGUAAAGUUUGUUACGGUCGUGGGGGGUGGGGGGGGGGAGCGGUUAAUGUUUGUUAGUAGUGGUGGGAGUGGGUAUCUAUAUUUUCGUAUUCAGGAAUCUAACGGCGGCGACCGCCCAGCCACUCGCAUUGCUGGUACAGCGUCUCCGUGUCUGCGGCGCGUACGAUCAGUUAAGCUGCGGGGAGCCCGGCACCGGCCUCGCUUAUGAUUUCCCUCGGCUUAGCUGGAGGCCACGGCUGCUGCUCAAGAAGCGUAAUUUGGAAGCAAUGGCCUGAGCAGACUUUUAGGGAAAGUGCUGUUAGCGAGUACCUAUGAAGGCCAACGAGGGGAUGGCGGGGGCUAUAGGUGUCCAACACCAUACCCGGCCACCUUUGUUUCCCUCGUGGCAUGGUUCAUAUUCAUUUGACCCACGCUCUCAUCCACUCGCGCACACACACCACACUGCAGUUCACGUCUGUCUGCGUUUUCCUCAAGCUGCUCCACUUUGGGAAUUCCUCUCGCCAUCAUCCUGUUUGCCAAACCCUUACAAUCAUAACCAUGCUCUGUUCAAGAAACGUGUUACAACUCGUGAGAGUGCUGUUUGUUCCUGGCAGCUUGAUGUUUGGGCCCCUUUGAGCCCACUCAAUUUGUGAUACAAUUUAUUUUCUAAUAAAUCUUCAGCCAGGCCUUGCAACACUCGC
Petromyzon marinus (sea lamprey) is the source of this 2198-nucleotide messenger RNA. RefSeq names its product 4-hydroxyphenylpyruvate dioxygenase like (gene HPDL). The record is from RefSeq and is a predicted model, not a curated record. Gene Ontology annotation, biological process: aromatic amino acid metabolic process. NCBI's taxonomy places the organism in Eukaryota, Metazoa, Chordata, Hyperoartia, Petromyzontiformes, Petromyzontidae. Gene Ontology annotation, molecular function: 4-hydroxyphenylpyruvate dioxygenase activity.